Molecule: messenger RNA, 2307 nt
Organism: Fusarium musae
Lineage: Eukaryota; Fungi; Ascomycota; Sordariomycetes; Hypocreales; Nectriaceae
Exons: 4
Coding region: 1-2307 (768 amino acids)
Biological process (GO): transmembrane transport
Molecular function (GO): oligopeptide transmembrane transporter activity
Source: RefSeq, a predicted model, not a curated record
AUGGCACCCAAAGUGGAAUACGCGGAUAAUCUUGGGCCUUCAAGGCAAGAAGAUGGCACCAUUGAAGGCACGUCAGAAGAAAUCAUCGACAAUCCUGAUAAAGCUACUGCUUUUGCCAUCAGCGGUAUAGAUGAGCACUACGACAUUGACUCGGACAAUUCUCCCCAGCCUGAAGUCAGAGCCAAUGUUCCCAAUGUCGAUGAUCCUUCUAUGCCAGUCAACACGCUCCGUGCGUGGACGCUAGGCCUUCUGUUCACUAUCCUCGGCACUGGAAUCAACCAGUUUUUCUCAAUGAGAUAUCCCAGUAUCACCAUCUCGUCGCUCGUCGCGCAAUUAGUCGCCUACCCAGCCGGACGAGCCCUUGCACACACCCUCCCCAUCAUGAAAAUCACACUCCUCGGGAAAGAAAUUGCACUCAACCCCGAUCAUCACUUCAACAUAAAAGAACAUGCCCUCAUCACAAUCAUGUCAAACCUCUCUUUCGGGCCAUCUUGGGCAACGGAUAUCAUCCAAGCACAAGUUGCACCUGCGUUCUUGGGGUUAAAGACUCCAGUUGGGUAUCAGUUUUUACUCGCGCUUACGAUGCAGCUUUUUGGGCUUGGAAUGGCGGGUAUGGCGUAUAGGUUUAUCGUUGAGCCGCCGCAUAUGGUUUGGCCGUCGACGCUGGCUAAUGCGGCGCUGUUUCAGACGUUGCAUGGGAGGGCGAAUCCAAAGGCUGAUGGCUGGAGGAUAUCGAGGUAUCGGUUCUUCGUUUAUGUCUUUGCGGGCGGUUGGCUAUGGUACUGGCUGCCUGGGUUUCUCUUCACUGGACUGAGUACCUUUGCCUUCAUCUGCUGGGCUGCGCCAAACAACAUCAUCGUUAACAACCUCUUCGGCAUGUCAACCGGCCUAGCCUAUCUCCCCACCACAUUUGACUGGUCCCAAAUCGCCUACAAUGGCUCUCCCCUCGUCGUCCCCUUCUGGGCACAAGCCAACGUCUUCGCUGGCUGGGUCAUCCUCUUCGCCUUCGUCACACCAAUUCUGUACUACACAAACACUUGGUACACAGCGUACCUACCAUUUUCUGGAGGUGACAUCUACGAUAACACUGGCAGUGUCUUCAACGCCUCGCGCGUCGUUGAUCGUCAUGGAAACUUCUCACCACAAGAUUACAAGGACUACAGUCCUAUCUUUAUGCCCGUCACUUUCGCUUUGAGUUACGGCAUUUCUUUCGCGACGAUGACUUGUGUCCCGACGUAUAUCUUCCUGAAUUACUGGAAGCAGAUCGUCGGCGCCUUCAACCCGCAGCGGAAGAAAGAUAUUCAUGCUCGGUUGAUUGAGAGAUACCCUGAUGCUCCAUGGUGGUGGUACGCCGCAUUGACCGCUAUCGUGCUUGGUCUCACCAUCAUGGUACAAGAAGUGUACGACACUCAAAUGCCCGUUUGGGGUGUCUUCCUCGCUUUCGGUCUCGCUGCCUUUUAUCUCAUCCCCACAGGGAGUGUUUACGCCGUCGCAAAUCUCAACAGCAACGUCCUUACAGUCCUCGGCGAGAUCAUUUCAGGAUAUGCCAUUCCCGGAAAGCCUGUUGUCAUGCUCAUCUUCAAGUUCUACGCAUACACUGGGCUCAGCCAAGCGAUGAUCUUUGCCUCGGACAUGAAACUCGGGUUGUACAUGAAGAUUCCUCGUCGAACCCUCUUUGUCGCACAGUUGACCGCCUGUAUCGUUGGAUCUCUGACCCAGAACGCCGUUGUGCUGUGGAUGCUGCACCACGUCAAGGACAUUUGCGAGAGCGACCAACCCAACAAGUACACUUGUCCUCAAGGUCGCGUCAACUUCUCAUCGAGCAUCGUGUGGGGAGCCGUCGGUCCCGCCCGUCUGUACAGCGUGGGUAAAAUCUACUCUGGAUUGUUACACCUGUUCUGGCUUGGAGCACUUUUGCCAGUAGUAACUUUUCUCCUCAAAAAGAAGUACCCCAACAGCAAAUUGCUACGCAACCUUCACUGGCCUCUCUUCUUCGCUGGCACUGGAAAUGUGCCUCCCGCUACUGGUAUCAACUACAGUUCUGCGUUUGCAGUCUCGUUCAUUUUCAACAAGUGGAUUCGUGGAAAGUACCCACAUUGGUGGGCCAAGUACAACUAUGUUCUGUCCGCGGCGCUGGACUCUGGUCUUGCCAUUUCUGCCAUCGUGAUUUUCUUCGCCCUCGUGUUUCCGGGCGUUAGUCUUAGCUGGUGGGGAAAUAAUGUUCAGGGAACGACAGCGGAUGGUAUGGGUACUCCCUGGAGGAAGCUGGGCACCAAUGAGACGUUCGGGCCCUCGUCUUGGAAUUAA